CGGAAAAGCAUGACUGAGUUGAAUAUUGUCCUUCUGGAUACAUAACAAACAUGUCCAACAAUAAGAGAAUAACACUUAUUUUUGGAGGUUUCGUUACAGCUGUCGCGGUGGCGUUUUAUCCAAUAUUUUUCCAUCCUCUUACUCACAGUGAAGACUACAAGCAGAUACAGAAAGUUAAUCGAUCAGGAAUCAAUCAAGCAGAUGUGCAGCCUGUUGGUGUGAAGAUCUGGUCUGAUCCCUUCAAGCCAAAAUCAUGAUCCUAACAUAGCAUGUAGAAGUGGAAACUAAACGAAUGAAUGUAUGAAUUUGGGGAUUUAUGUGUCUUCACUGCACCCUAAAGUGUUUCACAAAAGGGAGGUUGGCAAUAAUUCACCGUUUUAAUAACUACCUACAUCAAAUGAGGCUCUAUGAAUCAAUGUGUGUGUUGUAUGAGUGUAUACCUAGUGUAAAUUAAAAUGAGAAUGUUUAAUCAACCCAAUUAAAUAAAAAAUAAAGACUAUG
Paramisgurnus dabryanus is the source of this 501-nucleotide messenger RNA. It is a transcript of the gene smim20, whose product is annotated as small integral membrane protein 20. Lineage: Eukaryota; Metazoa; Chordata; Actinopteri; Cypriniformes; Cobitidae. Gene Ontology annotation, cellular component: mitochondrial inner membrane. Gene Ontology annotation, biological process: mitochondrial respiratory chain complex IV assembly. The record is from RefSeq and is a predicted model, not a curated record.